Molecule: messenger RNA, 4716 nt
Organism: Pongo pygmaeus (Bornean orangutan)
Lineage: Eukaryota; Metazoa; Chordata; Mammalia; Primates; Hominidae
Gene: HYKK
Product: hydroxylysine kinase
Exons: 5
Coding region: 134-799 (221 amino acids)
Molecular function (GO): amino acid kinase activity
Source: RefSeq, a predicted model, not a curated record
GCGGGGGUUGGAGGAGGGGCGCGGGCGCUGCGGCCCCUGCUCUACCUCCUAGCGGCAGUGCGGGGCCGAGGCCGCACUACCUGGCUGCUGGAAAGCGGGAUCCACCCCAGGACGUCGGGUCGCUGCCGACAUAAUGUCAAGUGGAAAUGAUCAGCAGUCAGAGGCUCUUAGCAAACCCACUUUCAGUGAGGAACAAGCCUCCGCGUUAGUGGAGUCAGUGUUUGGGUUGAAAGUUUCCAAGGUCCGGCCACUUCCUAGCUAUGAUGACCAAAACUUUCAUGUCUACGUUUCAAAAACCAAAGAUGGCCCAACUGAAUAUGUCCUCAAAAUAAGCAACACCAAGGCUAGCAAAAAUCCAGACCUGAUUGAAGUGCAGAAUCACAUCAUCAUGUUUCUGAAAGCAGCUGGAUUUCCAACAGCCUCUGUGUGUCACACUAAAGGAGACAACACAGCUUCUCUUGUGUCUGUAGAUAGUGGCUCUGAAAUCAAAAGCUACUUGGUGAGGCUGCUGACUUACCUCCCAGGAAGACCCAUCGCUGAGCUUCCCAUCAGCCCCCAGCUAUUGUAUGAAAUUGGAAAACUAGCUGCCAAAUUGGAUAAGACACUGCAGAAAUUCCAUCACCCAAAGUUAAGUAGUCUUCAUCGGGAGAACUUCAUCUGGAAUCUGAAAAAUGUUCCUCUUCUGGAGAAAUACCUGUAUUCCCUGGGCCAGAAUCGAAACCGAGAGAUUGUUGAGCAUGUCAUUCAUCUGUUCAAGGAGGAAGUAAUGACCAAAUUAAGUCAUUUUCGAGAAUGUUGACUGCUCAAGCUAAAAACUGGGAACCAGAAAAAUGGACUGAAACUUGGGUUUCACUUCCAGACCAGAGUUGAUCCUCUGAAUUGAUGAAACUGUACAGAUUUCCCUCGAUUGCCCCUGCUAACAUGGAUUUCCUUUCACUCAAUUCCUAAUGCAAAUAUUGCUGACCACUGUUUAGAUGUUUACAUGCUGCAUUACAUUGAUAUUUUACUAUUUGGUAUUUGUUCUAACUUGUCUCCAAUCAAUCAAUUUCCUGUGGUUUAUAUAACCUCUUUGGUGGCUGUGAUGGUUAGUUUUAGGUGCCAACUUGCCUGGAUUAAGGGACACAGAGAUAGGUAGUAAAGCAUUAUUCCUGAGCAUGUCUGUGCGAAAGUUUCCAGAAGAGACUGGCAUUUGAAUCAGUAGCUGAGUAAGGAAGAUCCCCUUCACCAGUAUGGGUGGGCAUCAUCCCAUCUGUUGAGGGCCUGGAUAGAACAAAAAGACAAAGGAAAGAUGGAUUCAGUCUCUCUCCUGGGACAGCCAUCUUCUCUUGGCCUCAGAUAGCAAAACUCCAGGUUCUUGGCCUUCAAACUCCAAGACUUAACCAGCGGCCCCUCAGGUUCUUAGGUCUUCAGCCUCAGACUGAGAGUUACACCAUCAUCUCCUCUGGUUCUCAAGCCUUUAGACUCAAACUGAAACACACAAUUGGCUUCACUGGUUCUUCAGCUUACAGACAGCAAUUGUGGGACUUCUUAGCCUCCAUAAUUUAUUUCCAUAAUAAAUCCCCUCCUGUUUAUCUACCUAUCCAUCCAUCCAUCCCAUUGAUUCGGUUUCUCUGGAAGACCCUAAUACAAUACAUAAAUUAAAUAUUUAUUUUACUUUACUUUCGGGACCUAGCACCAUGCCAGGCCCCUAGAAGACCCAGUAAAGAUCUGUUGAAUAAACUGUAAGAAUGAACACACCACUACAAGUGCCAGGUCCUGGUCCUUUCAAACAACGUGGAGAAAACCCAGUUCCAGAUUUAGGAAUCAAUACCAUAUGUCUGGCAAAGACUCUUUGCUUUUGCAAGUGCCUUCUUCUGUCCAGGCUUUUAGCACCCCUGGACUACAACAGAACUUUACUUUCUGGUGUUCUUAGUCUCCCUAACCUCUGCACUUCAUAUUAUGUAGGCAGAUAAAAACUCUGGUUACAUAUAUUGCUGUGUGAUGACCAAAAAAAUUGUGGCUUAAAACUUUAAUCAUUUUCUUAGCUCACGGUUUCUGGCAGUCAUGAAUUCAGACAGGCCCUGGGACAGUUUGUCUCUGCUCCCCAGUGCUGGGGCCUCAGCUAGGAAGACUUUAAGGCUGGGAGAGAUUUGAUGCCGGGGAGAGACUCAAUCACUGUGUAACCGAACACUCACUUCUUACAGAGUCCAAUUGACAAGGGUGAGGUAUAAUAGAAAGACAGAAUUUAUUAACCAAAAAUAGUAAAGGGAAAGCAAUUGGAUUCCUAUCCAAAUUAACGGCUUCUAUUUUUAGGAAGAAGGCAGGGGCUUAAAAAGAGAAAACUUGAUAAGGAAGGCAUGCAAGAACUGGGCUGAGUACAAUGUCUGUGUGUCUUAUUCUAGUGGCUAUCUUGGGUCCUGGUCCACCUGGACCCUGGGCUGAUGGCAUUUCAACAACAGCCAGGUUGUUAACUAGCUGCCUUGAAGUAAUCUCUGGAACUUUGCAGCUGGGUCUCCAGACUUGGUCUGUGUGUCUCAGGAUUGACCCCUGGAACUUCUAAGAAGACAUAAUUAGAUACUAGUAGACAGUUAGAUAAAUGUGAAGGGAGUAUAUACAAUGAGAAAGGGAGGGAUGUGGACUCUAGAAAAGGUUUCUGCAGUUUGCUUCAAGGUUAUAUCUUUAAACCCAAGGAAAAGGGGAAAAAUUUUUUUAAUGCAGUUUGAAGCUAAGCUGCCUGGUUACAACUGGGUACUAGGAUCAUCUGGAGGAAUCUUCACUCAGCUGUCUGGCAGGUGACACUGGGACUUCAUCGAGGCUGUUGGCCAAACACCUCUCCAUGUGGCCUUUGCUUCCUCACAGCAUAGUGCCUGGGUCCCAAGAACGACCAUCCCAAGAGGACAAGACAGAACCAUAUCACCAUUUGUGAUCUGCUCUUGGAAGUCACAUGAUAUCACUUCCAUUGUAGUCACAGGCUCACCCAGAUUCAGAAUAAGGGGACACAGAACCUCUCCGUGGGAACCAUCUGUGUGGCGCAUUGUAAGAGGAACAUGUGGGAUGAGAGAUGUUGAGGGUUCAUCAUCCUAAAACAUCACUUUAAUCCUGUCUUCCCAUUACUGACCAAAACAAAUUCUGGCAUUAAAGGCACUCUACACUUUGGCCUCAAAUGCCUUUCCUUACUUGCUGUAUUAUCUCCUCCAUUCAGAUCAGACCGAACUACUCAGUCACCCACACUUGUCAGACUCAUUCUUCUCUUGCCCUUUUUCUCAACUAAUCCCUCUUUUGACCUGAGAAAUUCUACCUCUCACUUAAAAGUGACUGUUCACUGAAUUCUGCAGAAUGAACUAAGGUGGCAGGCAGGGGCCCUCAGAGAUGCCAUAAGUUACACCACCUGAGGAUGCUUUCAGAGCACCACCUGCGUGUGGCUCUUUGCCAUCUUGCCUUGGCUCACUUCCCUGUGUGCUUGGAAAGUAGAGACGAUAGGCGAGACCUCAAAAUGCAACUUACUUCCAAGCUAUCUCCUUUUCAAAGCCCAGAUCCCCCAAUAAUUUUGCAGCCAACAUGAAGAGGACAGUUUCUGCUCAAUGGGCUCCUUUCUGGGAAAGACUGUGAGCAGAUGGCUUCAUAUGAACCCAGAUCUAGUCAACCUUUUAGCCUGAAAAAAUCUAAAAUGAAUAGUAGAUAGUUUACAUACGGACCGAGGCUGAAUGAGCAAAAAGGUGGAGAGAUGGAUAAUGAACACAAACAAUUAUGACAAUUUCAGUAAAGAAGAUAAAAUGGUGCGAGUAUAUGAUGACGGUAGGGUAUUGCUUUAACUAUGCUGGUCAGGGAAAUCCUUUCUGACUGGUGAAAAGCAGAGAAAGAGACCAAGGUGAAAAUUCCCCCAAAAGUGUGAACCUCAUCAUAAUUUUUUUAAAUUUAAUUUUUAGAGCCAGUGUCUUUCUCUGUCACCCAGGCUGGAGUGCAGUGGUGCGAUCAUAGCUCACCACAGCCUCAAACUCCUAGCCUCAAGCCAUCCUCCUGCCUCAGCCUCCCAAAGCUGUGUAAUUACAAGCGUGAGUCACCAUGCCCGACCCUCAUCAUCAUUUUUUUUUUUUUUUUUUUUUUUGAGAUGGAGUCUCAGGCUGGAGUGAAGUGGCGCACUCUCGGCUCACUGCAACCUCCGCCUCCCGAGUUCAAGCGAUUCUCGUGCCUCAGCCUCCCAAGUAGCUGGGAUUACAGGCGUGCACCACACACCCGGCUAAUUUUUGUAAUUUUAGUAGAGACGGUUUCACCAUGUUGGCCAAGCUGGUCUCGAACUCCCGACCUCAGGUGAUCCACCCGCCUCGACCUCCCAAGGUGCUGGGAUUACAGGCAUGAGCCACCCAGCCUUCCUCAUCAUAAUUUAUAUGUCCAAAAUGUAUGCAUCAGCAGUAAAAGUGAAAGCCAGAAUGAAAAAGGAAGGUGAGGAGAGGGGUAAAGUCUCAUGUGGUCGGAACCAUUUUGGGAAACAGGACAGGAAUGAUAGCAAUUAAGAAGCCGGUCUACACUAUUUGCUAUCCUAGGUCUGAAUAGUGAAGAGAAAGUGAAAGGAGAGCGCCAAGGGUAAGAGAAAGAAAUUAGCUAUUCCACCUCCUGGUUGGCUACUGUCUUCCUGUCCUCCUCCCCAUGGCACAGCAACUCCUCCACCUGCUGAGGACCCUAGCCUAAGCUGCAGCGCCCCAGAGCCUCAGCACCCCGGCGCCCCAGCUCCCACGAGGG